CAAAUAAAUCCCAAACCUGCCCCAAAACGUUAUCUCUUCCCAAAAUACCUCCUUUAGUAUUGUCAUGUGUAGUCCAGUGUAAAUGAAACAUGCUGUUAGCCUUUCCCCUUGGAGAUCAGUACACAAUGUUUCCUUCCUAUCAUUUCAAUAGUUGGGAGGUGGCCUUUUGUCCAGUGUCAGAAUGUAUUCAUACACAAAGCUAAUAAUAAAACACAGAUAAGAUUUUUCUGACGGACUGUCAAGCAUGAAUUUUCCACAGUCUAACAUUGUGUGUGUUUUUUUUUGUUUGUUUUGUUCUUUUAAGGCGGAGGGGGAUCGUCUUCCUCCCGGCCACACGGUGAGGCAGCUGGAGACCUGCAAAAUCCGCAGUAUACGCGCAGGGACGCUGGAGCGUCUGGUGGAGACCUUGUUGACGGCAUUCGGAGACAAUGAUCUCACCUACACCUCAAUCUUCCUGUCCACCUACAGAGCCUUCACCAGUACACAGACUGUACUGCAGCUACUGCUAGACAGUUAUGGAUGUAUGGAGGAUGGAAACGGCUCCGACAAGAGUCCCGGCUCUGAAACCAGUGGAGCCAUCAGAAAUGCUCUGGCCUCCAUACUAUGUGCUUGGCUUGACCAGUGUCCUGAAGACUUCCAGGAGCCACCUGAAUACACCUGUCUGCACAGACUGUUGGACUACCUGUACAAAGCCUUGCCCGGGUCGGAGGCUCUCCGACGGGCCGAGAGUCUGCUGGAGCACAUGCAGAGUCAGGCCAGCGCGGAUGAAACCGAUGGUGCUUUUCACAGUUCAUUCUGCCCCGGGGAAGAGUAUAAAGGUGACACAGAAGUACAAGAGAACUUCCUGUCUUUUGAUGCAGACCUGGUAGCCGAGCAGCUGACCUACAUGGACGCUCUGCUGUUUAAAAAGGUGGUGCCCCACCACUGCCUGGGCUCCAUCUGGUCUCAGAGGGACAAGAAGGAAAACAAGGACAGCGCCCCGACCAUCCGUGCCACCAUCACUCAGUUCAAUGCCGUGGCAGCCUGUGUGGUCAGCACGGUGCUCAAACACAAACAGAUCCGACCGCAUGUCCGAGCCAGAAUCAUCCAGCGCUGGAUAGACAUCGCUCAGGAGUGUCGAAUACGCAAGAAUUUCUCAUCCCUGCGUGCCAUUGUGUCCGCGCUGCAGUCGAACCCGCUCUACAGACUGAAGAGGGCAUGGGCCUGUGUACACAAAGACAGCAUGCAGACAUUCGAGGAACUGUCAGACAUUUUCUCAGAUCACAACAACUACUUGACCAGCAGAGAGCUGCUCAUGAGGGAGGGAACUUCAAAGUUUGCCAGUCCAGAGAGUUGUGCCAAGGAGCAUCAGAAACGCACCCAAAAAAGACUGCAGCUGCAGAGGGAGAUGGGAGCCAUGCAAGGAACGAUACCAUACUUGGGAACUUUCCUAACUGACCUCACCAUGUUGGAUACGGCCCUGCCCGACCUAGCCGAGGGUGGACUUAUUAAUUUUGAAAAGAGACGCAGGGAAUUUGAGGUGAUCGCUCAGAUCAAGCUGCUGCAGUCGGCCUGUAACAGCUACUGUCUGACCCCAGACCCCUCAUUUCUACACUGGUUCAAGAGCCAGCCUCAGCUGAGUGAAGAGGAAAGCUACGCUUUGUCCUGCGAGGUUGAAGGUCUUGGCGACAGCAGUCCUACGUCACCGAAACCUCGAAAGAGUAUGGUGAAGAGACUCAGCCUGCUGUUCCUUGGGACAGACAGUAACUCUGCCAGUUCUCCAGUCAGAGAGCUGCCAAGGUCGCCUCCUAUCGGCAGCUCCGGGGAGAGCAUGGACUCUGUCAGUGUGUCCUCCAGUGACUCCAGCAGCCCGUCAGACAGUGAAGUACUAACUGCCCUGACUCACAACUCGGAGUCCCAGCCAAACAAGGUUGGUUCAUACAUUUAGAAGCUGCUGAAUUAUUGAUGAAACAACAACAGUAGAUCUU
Cynoglossus semilaevis (tongue sole) is the source of this 1967-nucleotide messenger RNA. RefSeq names its product ral guanine nucleotide dissociation stimulator-like 1 (gene rgl1). Gene Ontology annotation, molecular function: guanyl-nucleotide exchange factor activity. The transcript has 13 exons. Gene Ontology annotation, cellular component: plasma membrane. Gene Ontology annotation, biological process: Ras protein signal transduction. The record is from RefSeq and is a predicted model, not a curated record. NCBI's taxonomy places the organism in Eukaryota, Metazoa, Chordata, Actinopteri, Pleuronectiformes, Cynoglossidae. Bases 245 to 1927 code for a protein of 560 amino acids.